GCCGGGGAGCAUAGUCGCCAGUCCAGCACGGAGACUCGCCUGGCCAAAGACUGCGCCGCAUACUCGCCAGGAUUGCCAAACAUUCCUGAAAAAUAUACCUGCUAUUUAUGGCAUGUGGCUUGUAACUUUACUCCUGCUGUACUCUCUCCAGGAAGUACACAGCGAGGAUGUGGGCUCUACCAGGCUGUACUUUGUGAACGCGUCCCUCCAGAGGCUGACCUACUCCAGCUCGGUGGGGGUGUCUCUGCCCUGUCCGGCGGGCGGCACCCCCACCGCCAUCCUGCGCUGGUACCUGGCCACCGGCGAUGACAUCUACGAUGUGCCCCACAUCCGCCACGUCCAUGCCAAUGGCACCCUCCAGCUGUACCCCUUCUCGCCCUCCGCCUUCAACUCCUACAUCCACGACAACGACUACUUCUGCACCGCAGAGAACCAGGCUGGCAAGAUCCGCAGCCCCAACAUCAGAGUCAAAGCUGUGUUCAGGGAGCCCUACACGGUGCGUGUGGCAGACCAGCGCUCCAUGCGUGGCAACGUGGCCGUGUUCAAGUGCCUCAUUCCCACCGCCGUGCAGGAGUACGUCAGCGUGGUGUCCUGGGAGAGAGACACCGUCUCCAUCAUCCCAGCUAACAGGUUCUUCCUGACGUCCUUUGGUGCUCUGUACAUCUCAGAUGUCCAGAAAGAGGAUGCCCUCUCUACCUACCGCUGUAUCACCAAGCACAAAUACAGCGGAGAGACACGCCAGAGCAAUGGAGCCAGGCUGUCUGUCAUGGACCCCACAGAGUCGUCUCCCUCUAUCCUGGAUAGUUUCCAGGCGGGGGAGGUGCGGGCGGGUCAGAGUGUGGAGCUCCCCUGCAUGGCAGCGGGGUACCCCAACCCCACAGUGCGCUGGCUGAAGGACGGCCGCCCACUGCCUUCCGACGCUCGCUGGAUGCGGCGCCUCACAGGUCUGACCAUCAGUGACCUCAGGCAGGAGGACAGCGGCAGCUACGCCUGUGAGGUCACCAACAGCUUUGGCUCCAAGGAGGUGUCCGGAGCACUUUACGUCAUAGACCCCCUGCGAGUGACCCUUUCCCCCAAGAGUCUGAAGACGGGCAUCAGCAGUACCCUGUUCUUUACCUGUGCUGUGGAGGGUUCUCCAGAGUACACAGUGGCCUGGUACAGGAACACAGACCCUAUAGUCCCAGAUCAGCACAUCUCCAUCCAGGGGCCCCACAACGACACCCUGCAGAUCACAGCGGCUCAGAAGAGCCACUCUGGGGCCUACCAGUGCUUCGCCUCCCGCAAGGGCCACACCGCCCAGGACUUCUCUAUCAUACUGCUGGAGGAUGGUACUCCUCGUAUCGUGUCCUCCUUCAGUGAGCGCGUGGUCGCCCCCGGUGAGCCCUUCUCCCUGAUGUGUGGCGCCAAAGGAGCCCCACCCCCCUCCAUCACCUGGACGCUGGACGACGAGCCUGUGGUGCGAGACUCCGCCUACAAGACCAGCCAGUACACCCUAUCAGACGGCCUGACCGUGUCACAUGUCAACGUAAGCAGCCCGGCCAUCCGCGAUGGGGGAGUGUAUCGCUGCGCCGCACGCAACUCGGCCGGUAGCGCCGAGUACCAAGCGCGCAUAAACGUAAGAGGUUCUCCUAGGAUCAGGGAGAUGCGUGACAUCACGGCUGUAGCUGGAAGGAACACCUUUAUAACCUGUCGUGUGAUUGGUUACCCCUACUACUCUAUCAAGUGGUUUAAGGAUGGCAUGCUGCUGCCUGACAACCAUCGCCAGGUGGUGUAUGAGAAUGGAACCCUGAGGCUGAGUGAUGUGCAGAAGGGCAUGGACGAGGGUACCUACCUGUGUAGUGUACUCAUCCAGCCACAGACCUCCAUCGACCAGACUGUCCAUGUCACUGUGAAAGUGCCGCCCCUGAUCCAGCCCUUUGACAUCCCCUCCACGUCGGUGGGAAAGCUGAUGUACAUCGCCUGCGUGGUGUCGUCAGGGGACAUGCCCAUCCGCAUCACCUGGCACAAAGAUGGGCAGCUCAUCGUGCCUGGCUCCACCUCCGGCGUUGGCAUAGAGACCAAGGAGUUCAUGAGCUCCCUGCAGAUUUCCAAGGUGACACUGAAGCACAACGGCAACUACACCUGCAUCGCUAGCAACGCCGCGGCAACUGUCAGCUGGGAGAGACAGCUGAUCGUCACCGUUCCCCCUCGCUUCGUGGUCCAGCCUAACAACCAGGAUGGGAUCUAUGGGAAGGCAGGAGUACUCAACUGCUCUGUGGAGGGGUACCCUCCUCCCAAAGUCAUGUGGAAACACGCCAAAGGUAUAGGGAACCCCCAGCAGUACCACCCUGUGCCUCUGACUGGUCGGAUCCAGAUCAUGUCCAACGGCUCCCUGCUGAUCCGUCACGUCCUGGAGGACGACCGGGGAUACUACCUCUGUCAGGCCUCCAACGGAGUGGGUUCUGACAUCAGCAAGAGCAUGGUCCUUACCGUCAAGAUUCCAGCCAUGAUCACGUCGCACCCCAACACCACCAUGGCCAUCAAGGGCCAGGUGAAGGAGCUGAACUGCACAGCGCGGGGGGAGCAGCCCAUCAUCAUCCGCUGGGAGAGGGGUGACACCGUCAUUGACGCCGAGAGAAACCCUCGCUACUCCAUCACCAUCAACAAGAAAGGGGACGAGGUCAUCUCCACGCUCAAGCUGAAGCCAGCGGAGCGCGGGGACUCAGUCUUCUUCUCCUGCCACGCCAUCAACUCAUACGGAGAGGGGCGAGGACUCAUCCAGCUUACCGUGCAAGAGCCUCCUGACCCUCCUGAGUUGGAGGUGAGAGAGGUGAAGGACCGCAGUAUGAACCUGCGCUGGAUCCAGAGGUUCGAUGGCAACAGCAUCAUCACCAGCUACGACAUCGAGUAUAAGAACAAGUCUGAUACUUGGGAUCACAAGUACACAACCAGGAACAUCUCCCCCACUAACAACCAGGCUAACAUCGUGGAGCUGCACCCUGCCUGUGUCUACAGCAUCCGCAUGUACUCCUUCAACAAGAUCGGACGCAGCCAGCCUAGCAAGGAGCUCACCAUCAGCACAGAGGAAGCACAACCUGAUGGGCCCCCUAUGGACGUGAUCCUCCAGCCAAUGACGUCGCAGAGCAUACGGGUCACAUGGAGGGCCCCCAGGAAGGAGCUUCAGAACGGGGUGAUCCGGGGGUACCAGAUUGGUUACCGUGAAAAUGGGCCGGGCAGUAAUGGCCAGUACAGCAUUGUAGAGAUGAAAGCUACAGGGGACAGCGAGGUGUACACCCUGGACAACCUGAAGAAGUUUGCCCAGUAUGGAGUGGUGGUCCAGGCCUUCAACAGGGCUGGCACUGGCCCCUCUAGCACUGAGAUCAACGCAACCACACUGGAGGAUGUGCCCAGCCAGCCGCCCCAGAACGUGCGGGCCAUCUCGGUGACUUCAGACGAGGCAGUGAUCACAUGGGCGGAGCCCCCGCGUCUGACGCUGCAUGGCGUGCUGAAGGGCUACCGCGUGGUGUUCUGGUCCCUCUUCCCCGACGGAGGUGGGUGCUGUGGGGGCCAGGCACAGGGGUCGAUGCAGAAAUGGGGAGAGAUGCAGAACAUCACUACAACUCGUGAGCAGGUGGAGCUGAGAGGGCUGGAGAAGUUUACUAACUACAGUGUCCAGGUGCUGGCCUACACACAGGCUGGGGACGGGGUCAGGAGCAAUGUCCUGUACAUCCAAACCCGCGAGGACCUCCCAGGUCCUCCAGCUGGUAUCAAAGCCGUGCCCUCAUCUCCCAGCAGUGUGGUUGUGUCCUGGCUACCCCCCCAUAAACCCAAUGGUGUCAUCCGCAAGUACACCAUCUACUGCUCCAGCCCAGGCUCCGGACAGCCGCAAGCCUGGGUAGAAGCUGAGAUAGGGAGGGAGAGAGAAAGAGAGAAAAAGGCUCCCAGUGAGUAUGAGGCCAACCCAGAGAUGUUGUUCUACAGGAUCACCCAUCUGACCCGCGGUAAACAGUACCUCAUCUGGGCUGCCGCUGUGACAACCGCUGGCCGCGGCAAUAUCAGCGAAAAGGUCACCGUGGAGCCUGCUGGGAAAGCCCCAGCUAAGAUCCUGUCAUUCGGGGGCACGGUGACCACUCCCUGGAUGAAGGAGAUCCGUCUGCCCUGCAGCUCAGUGGGAGAACCCACCCCAACCUUCAAAUGGACCAAAGACAGUGAGGACUCGACAAUCCCUGUGACUGUGGACGGACAGCGUCAGAUCCUGUCCAACGGUACUCUGGUGCUGCGUUCCGUCAAAGCUGAGGAUUCUGGGUACUACACGUGCACGGCCACCAAUACGCUGGGCUUUGACACCAUCAUUGUCAACCUGCUGGUGCAAGUUCCUCCAGACCAGCCCCGUCUGACAGUCUCCACCACCUCCACCUCUUCCAUCACCCUGGCCUGGAUCCCUGGGGACAACGGAGGCAGCUCCAUCAGAGGUUUCGUCCUGCAGUACUCAGUGGACAACACGGAGGAGUGGAGGGAUGUGUUCAUUAGUUCCAGUGAGCGUUCCUUUAGGCUGGACAACCUGCGCUGUGGCACCUGGUACAAGGUCAAACUGGCAGCCAAAAACAGUGUGGGCUCAGGACGCAUCUCUGAGAUCAUCGAGGCCAAGACGCACGGACGAGAGCCUGUGUUCAACAAGGAGCAGCCCUUGCUCACCCACAUCAACUCCACCCAUGCGGGGCUCAACCUACAGGGCUGGACCAGCGGAGGCUGCCCCAUCACCGCUCUGCUGCUGGACUUCCGGCCCAAGGGCACGUGGGCAUGGCAGAGCCUGAAGGCCAAUGCCACGGCCCAGCUCUUCCUCAGCGAGCUACGCGAGGCCACCUGGUACGAACUGAAGAUGAAGGCCUGUAACAGCGCUGGCUGUGGGAACCAGAGCUCCCAGUUCGCCACCACAGACUAUGACGGCAGUACCAUCCCUCCUAUAAACUCAGCCCAGGAGGACAGGGACGAUGUGAAGAAGCUGUUCUCCAUAGGCUCUCCUGUCAUCCUGGUCACCCUGGGCGUCGCCCUGCUCUUCAUCAUCCGCAAGAAACGCAAGGAGAAGAGACUGAAACGACUCAGAGAUGCUAAGAGCCUUGCAGAGAUGCUUAUCAGCAGUAAGAACAAUCGCAGCAUGGACACCCCAGUGAAGGGUCCUCCACAGGGCCCCCGGCUCCACAUCGACAUCCCCCGUGUCCAGCUGCUCAUCGAGGACAAGGAGGGGAUCAAGCAGAUAGGUGAGGACAAGGCAGCGGCCCCAGUGACGGACACCGAGUUCAGCCAAUCAGUGAAUCCACAGAGCUUCUGCACAGGCGUGUCGCUGCACCACCCCGCCCUCAUCCAGAACACAGGGCCCUUGAUUGACAUGUCAGACAUCCGCCCUGGAACCAACCCAGUGUCGAGGAAGAGUGUGAAGUCAGCCCACAGCUCCAGGAACCGUUACUCCAGCCAGUGGACCCUGAGCAGGCCGGGCCAGAGCCAAUCAACUGCCUCUGCAAGAACUCUGACCUCUGACUGGCGCACCAUGGGCUCUCACGGCAUCACCGCCACCGAGAGUGACAGCUACAGCGCCAGCCUGUCCCAGGACACUGAUAAGGGUCGUAACAGCAUGGUGUCCACAGAGAGUGCAUCGUCUACGUACGAGGAACUGGCGCGGGCCUACGAACACGCCAAACUGGAGGAGCACCUGCAGCACGCCAAGUUCACCAUCACAGAAUGUUUCAUCUCCGACAGCUCUUCUGACCAGAUGACCACGGGCACCAACGACCCGGCUGACAGCAUGACAUCACUCAGCACGCCGUCCGAGACGGGCCUUUGUCGCUUCACCGCCUCGCCACCCAAACCCCAGGACUAUGACCGCGGCAGACCUACCAACGUGGCCGUGCCCAUCCCCCACCGCGCCAACAAGAGUGAAUUCUGCAACCUCCCGCUCUACAUGAAGACGGACCCUUUCUUCCGGAAACAGGCGGAGCUGCAUGACCCGUGCCCUGCUGUGCCGCCCCGGGAGGCCUCCAUCCGCAGCCUGGCACAGCGGUCAUACCACACCCAGGGUCGUCACAUGACUCUGGACCCAUCCAAGCAGCAGGCCCUGACGCUGGGACACUCUGGGCUGGGCAGCCUGGGCAUGAGCUCGGGUACUGCCACCCUGCCCCAGAGGACUCUCACUAUGCCCGGUUCCAACCCUGCAGCCACAGCCUCCACCUCCAGCACCAGCAGCAAUCCCACUGGCUCCAGCACCAAGAUGGGGGGCUCCAGAGACUCACUGCUAGAGAACAGCUCCUCAGCGUUGGGCAGACUGCAGAAGCAAGGGGUCGGGGCCUACUCCAAGUCUUACACACUGGUGUAGCUACUAGCCCCCCUUCUUUCUCUCAAAGACUAUACACUCCUGUCUGGCCCCGGUCAACACCCAGCCCCACACCAGUGUUCUACACUCCAGGUCAGGGAGGGCAUGCAGUGUAGUGCAUUGCAGCAGGUGUCCCCAGCUAACAGCUAGCUAACAGCUAAUUACCCAGUAGCGUGAUUAGUCUUUAUUCUGACCUUGGGUUCUGCCUCCCAGGAAUGACCAGAGACCAUUGUAACCUGCCUGAUUCAUGCUCACCUGGACCUGUAUAAAACAAACUACAAUCUCCUACUGACUACCAGUUAGCCUGCUGCCAUGCUGCUCAGUGUCGGGACGUACCUACAUACACACACACACAGAAGAAGACCUGGAGCUGUUCUCCAAGGUCAUUUCAAACCAAUUGAGUAUUACUGAGGAGCUGAACUGUGAAAGCUCACUGCUCGUGCUAAUGAAGUCAAUGAUAGCGGAGGAGGCUGGGCUAAAAAGCAGUGUUCAUCACACACACAUACAUUAUGCUGCCCUCCAUGGUUUGAGCAGAAGCUCCAGUUUUAUGCCCUCUAGUCUCGUCUCACUCUCUCUAUGUCUCAAUGUCCAGUUUCACUCUCCAUCUCUCUCUCUCUCACUCUCUCUCUCUCUCUGUGGAUUCCAUAAGGAACGAUUUCAGGUUCACCUCACUCAGAACUUUAAGUUCGUAUUUUUAGCACAUUUAUUGUUGAUAUUUCCCCACACUCCCCUCCUCCUUCCCAACUCAACAUUAUCCGAUAGCUUUUGACCGAAACAUGACAACCCAAAUAACCCAGCAAUGAUUUGAAAACAUCAGGGCUCUCGCAAUACAAACAAAUAUACAAUAUUUGGUAUUUUAAAGAUUUUACGUAUAUAUUUCUAUAUAAGUAUAUUAUGUCAUUUAAGUGAAAUUAUGGCAAAGAAUAAAACUAUACAACCAUUUAAAUGUUUUAAAAACUAUAAGAAUGAGACAAUCGCUCAGUCAUGUGAAGAGCAGUGAAAAUGAAAGGGGGGUAAAGAAUAGAAGAGUAUUAUGAAGAUGGAGGAGCAUGUGUAUAUAGAGGGUGUUCUGUAUGUUACUUUAGACAGGCUGAGAGGAACGAGGUGACUUCCUUUCCAGACAGGAAGUGUCCAUCUCAAAGCCCUCUAUUAGUUAGUAUCUCAUAAGGUUGUCUGUGAUUGGUUGGUGUACUUACUUUCAGAAGCCAAAUCAUUUCCUCUGAAGACGGGUGUAUCCAGGGUGACCUACACUGUUGACACUGUUGUCUAUCAUUUCUCUGCUUUCGUUCACCUGUUACUUGAGUAAACAGAGGCCAUGACCACUCAGGGCCUCAGGUAUGGGCCUUUGACCUUUGACCUGUGGUAGCAGUGGGGUUACAGGGUCACUGUGAGUGGAGCAGAAGUCAGGGAUCAGAGCACGGCUACUGUAUCCCACAGCUAGUUACCACACAGAGCGCACAUCAGUAGCCCUGUAACCUCUACCAACCUCUCAGCCCAUGAAUUACUGUCUCCCUCCCUCCAAUACAAAAUGGCCGCCAAGACACCAAGGAGGAUAAUCAUGUGAAGUAAGUGAAUUGUCUAGUUUACCAGAGAGACAUUACCAGCCAGUCGGGGUGUUCAGUUUAAUAUGAUAAGAUGAUGUGCAGUCAGUGGUCUAUUGCUGCCCUGUCUGAAGUACUGUAUAUUUCCCACUUCUUUCUCCAUCCCCAAUAACCAUGUCCAUCCUCAUCCCCCACACCAUUUUGUGCUACUACAUGUACAUCAACACAAGAACUUGUUGGAAUGUCCAUUGAAGCAUCCCCAUUCUAAUGUUUUGUCAUUUCUUUUGUUUUUGGAUUAUUUUUUAAGGUCCAUCUGUUGAUUUUUAAUUGAAUUUGUUUGUUUUUACUUGUUUAUUUAUUAACAUUUUUUGGGUUCCAGAGGUCAGAUAGUACUGAGGCAUGACACACCUAUGCCUUCGGCCAGCUUUAACCAAGUAAAAUCAGGGACUCCUAGCUCUUUAGGUCACACCAGAGCCAUGUAUUUAGAGAGUUGGGCCAAUGCGGUUUCUACAUUAUGAUGCAUUUACAUGACACUUCAAAAUUCUAUGCCAGCCAUAGCUCCCCAUUAACAUUACAUGGGGAAUAUAAAAAAAAUACUAUAAAACUGAAUGUCUAGAAUGAGCAUUAUGAUACAUUUACAUGACUACAACAUUAUAUGGCAGCCAUGUUAGCUCCCCAUUAGCAUUACAUGUGGCAUAUUUUAGCAAUGCUAUGUAACUGAAUGUCUAGAAUUAGAACAAUAUUAAAAAUUCUAAAAGUUGUCCGAACUCUAAAUAUAUGGCACUUGGUCACACACACUGAAAUUGUGUAUAUACUGGACAGCGUCAGGAAAACCUGACACUCCCAACCAGCUCUCCCUAGUUAACUCCCUGCCACCUUGGACAUACAGUACUGGACCCACCGCCACUACCUUUGUCAUUGUUGUUUAUAGAUUAACUCUUGUACAUAAAACACAGUUUUGUAUGAAGAGCUAUUUUCGUCAGAAUAAAAUAGGGCUAGAUCAGGGUUGAAUCAUGCCCCAACUUCAAAAUUAAAACAACAUGAAUGAAAAUAUUGAUUUGAUAAACAUUCCCUUCAUGUUUUUUAUACUAAUUUGUUGCAUUUUUAUUCUUUUUUAAAGGUAUAUUGAUGUUGUCAUUUGUCCUAUUCACUUUUUUUAUGAUAAUUUUUUUGUAUUUUGUUCAUUCUCAAAAAUGACAUUGCAUGCUUGGUAAAAGGGAAAAGGUGAGGGAAAGAAAUUUACGAAAUCUUUAAAUUUGAAGAAAAAUAAAAUGUUGAGGGGAUUCCAAACAUUCAUUUGAGUUGCUUCUAACAGCAAUUGCUUGUCUUUAAAAUAACAUUUUCUAUGAAAAGUAAUGAAAAAACAAACAAAAAUAGUAUUCUAACACCUUGUGCAAUAAAGCUAUCUUUCUAUA
This is a messenger RNA of Coregonus clupeaformis (lake whitefish), 9299 nucleotides long. Its product is annotated as Down syndrome cell adhesion molecule-like protein 1 homolog. Gene Ontology annotation, cellular component: axon; plasma membrane. Gene Ontology annotation, molecular function: cell-cell adhesion mediator activity. Gene Ontology annotation, biological process: dendrite self-avoidance; axon guidance; homophilic cell-cell adhesion. The transcript has 34 exons. The coding region runs from base 113 to 6346 and encodes 2077 amino acids. The record is from RefSeq and is a predicted model, not a curated record. Lineage: Eukaryota; Metazoa; Chordata; Actinopteri; Salmoniformes; Salmonidae.